This is a messenger RNA of Anopheles bellator, 1277 nucleotides long. Its product is annotated as mitochondrial import inner membrane translocase subunit TIM50-C-like. The transcript is spliced from 2 exons. Bases 1 to 1245 code for a protein of 414 amino acids. The record is from RefSeq and is a predicted model, not a curated record. NCBI's taxonomy places the organism in Eukaryota, Metazoa, Arthropoda, Insecta, Diptera, Culicidae. Gene Ontology annotation, molecular function: phosphoprotein phosphatase activity.
AUGGUCUCGAGACAUUUGUGCAGCAGAAUUGUAAAACAAUUCUGCCUUAUUCAAACAAACACGUUUCUUAAAACUAGUUCGAAUGCCGCAUAUUAUCGUCUAACUCAAGGAUACUUUCAUUCGUGGCCGGAAAACAGGACACGUCCACAAUGGCUUCGUCCUUCGCUCCAGUGCCGGCAGACCCGGCUCUAUUCGGCGGAUUCCGGCAACGCACAACGAAAAGCCGGCAACGCACAACGAGACCAGAGUAUCGCCACGCCGCAGCUACUGACCAAACUAUUCCCUCAGACGGCCGUUGAAAACGUGGAAGAUGAGGCGCGGCAAGAAAAGCAACGGAAACAGGAAGAAGACGAAAAGAAGGAAAAGGAAUCGUCCUGGAAACGGAUGAAGUUUGGAUUCGUCUUCUUCGGCUUUUCGGUGUCGGCUUUCUGUGUGUAUUCGGUUUGGAUAUUCGGCGCACCCGAUCGGGAUGCGGAGGGCAACCUUAUCGAGGACGAGUUUACGGGACUGCCAACGUUUCAGCAGUACUGCAAACGGAUGUGGAAAUCGAUGACGUACUACCAAAAAAUGAUACAGGAACCGUCUCGCGAGAAACUCCUGCCGGACCCGCUGAAGUAUCCGUACGCUCAACCACCGUACACGGUCGUGCUGGAAAUGAAGGACGUUCUAGUGCACCCGGAUUGGACCUAUCAAACUGGGUGGCGAUUCAAAAAACGUCCCGGGGUGGACAAGUUUCUGGAAACGCUUGCGGCCAAUUUUGAAAUUGUCGUGUUCACGGCGGACCAAGGCAUGACGGUGUUUCCCAUUUUGGAUGCCCUCGAUCCACGCGGUUACAUCAUGUACCGUCUCGUGCGCGAUGCGACGCACUUUGUCGAUGGGCACCACGUGAAAAACUUGGAUAACCUCAACCGUGACCUCAGCAAGGUUAUCGUUGUCGAUUGGGAUCCGAACUCGACCAAACUGCACCCCGAAAAUACGCUCAAUAUUCCCCGAUGGACUGGCAACGACGAUGAUUCGGGACUAUUUGACCUGAUGGCUCUGCUCGUAACGAUCGCCACGACCGAGGUUGAGGACGUGCGCGAUGUGAUGACGUACUACAAAUCUUUCGACAAUCCGUUGGCCAAAUUUCGAGAAAAUCAACGCCUACUUGCCGAACAGCUGGCGGAGCAGGAACGGGAAGAGAAGCAGCGCAAUCUGCCGGCGGUACAACGAUGGAGACCCAGCUUCCUUGGCGGAGGCCGUUGAAUGAGUGCGAACACGAAUAAAGCUCAUAGGAA